This is a messenger RNA of Anguilla rostrata (American eel), 3363 nucleotides long. Its product is annotated as protein mono-ADP-ribosyltransferase PARP12-like. Lineage: Eukaryota; Metazoa; Chordata; Actinopteri; Anguilliformes; Anguillidae. Gene Ontology annotation, cellular component: nucleus. Bases 233 to 1693 code for a protein of 486 amino acids. The transcript has 8 exons. The record is from RefSeq and is a predicted model, not a curated record. Gene Ontology annotation, molecular function: NAD+ poly-ADP-ribosyltransferase activity; NAD+-protein mono-ADP-ribosyltransferase activity; metal ion binding.
AGUUGCUCUGGAUAAGAGCGCUUGCUAAGUAAAUGAAGAAAAUGAAUUCAAAUUGUAACUCGGAAUGGCUUUGGAUCUAUUUAUUUAUUUAGCCUGAUUGGCAAGUUGUCACAACCACACGAAGAUCGUCUAUAGCAUAGACCGUAUAAAUAUAGGUUAUUAGGCGUGGAUUAGUGACGAGACGUAAAAUAAUUUUGUGUUGGGGUAAAACAUUCAAUUGCCGUCCCCUUCCAUGAGGGUUUUUUUAAUGCCAUCUGGUGGUUUGGUGUGUAAUCCACAGUCGUUUAAACACCAAUAUUUCAGAUGUUCCUGCCCCCAACACAACAGUCGAUGGCAAGGAAACGCCGGCAAAAUGUCGUACGCCCGUGUAAUUCAUUAUGCCACUAGUAUCUUAUGUUGCAAUAAAGGGUCGAUGGAUUUUUUGCAGCUUCACAGAAAGGUUUUCCAGCGUUUCGAGAUCACCGAGGACGAUUUCUGGUACAUUGUGAGAAAAUGUCCACGGUUUGCCGUCGUGAAAAACACAAGCGACAGGACCUCUGAAGAGUGGAGUUCGGACUACAUGAUUGUUGCGAAAACAUCCCUUCGGAUCUGCAAAAACUACACGAAAUACGAAUGCUCCGACUGCCAGGAGCUCCAUUUGUGCAAAUAUUUUGUUUAUGGAAACUGUAGAUAUGGAAAAGGAAGGAAACAGUGUAAAUUCUCACACAAUGUCCGAUCGGAGCACAACUACCCCCUUCUGCGGGAAUGUACGCUCCACGAACUUCACGAAGACGACCUCUUCCUCCUGCUGCUGCAGAACGACCCGACUCUACUCCCGGAGGUGUGCUCGCAUUACAACAAAGGGGCGGGACCGUACGGGGCUUGCACGUUCAAAGCCGGCUGCACCAAGCUGCACAUGUGCCAGCACUUCAUCCAGGACAACUGCAUGUUUGGCCACAAGUGCAAGAGGCUGCACAUGAUUGACGAGUACGGCCGCCGCAUGCUUGAGGAGAGGGGGCUGAGCGGUGACAUCAUCCACGACCUGCCGUUCAUCUACAAGAACGUGUUCAGGCUGACGGCUCCGCCCUACACCAGCAGAGAGGGGAUCGCCGAGCCGGUGGUGAGACCCGCGGUGCAAAGCGAAGAGAGGAGCGAGAUCUGCCUGCAUUUCUUAAGGAGGAACUGUCGCUUCCAGGACCAGUGCAUUCGCAUCCACUUCAACCUGCCCUACAAAUGGGAGGUGUUUGAUGGGGAGUGCUGGAGGGAUCUGAGGCGCAUGGAGGAGAUAGAGAGGGCCUACUGUGACCCCCGAAACACACACAGCCCUGGCUCCAGGCCAGUGGACUUCCUGUCCAUGACCCGGGACUCUGACCCGGUCCGGCGGCUCUCCACCGCCUCCUCCGUCACCAAACCCUCCCACUACAUCCUCACCACCGAGUGGCUGUGGUACUACAAGGGAGACCACGAGAACUGGAUAGAGUACGGCAGGCCGGACGAUAAGCAGCGGGUGACCUCGGUCUCGUCGCGCGAGCUGGAGGCGGCGUUCCUGACUGACAGCACCGCGGAGGUCACCGUCAUGAAGGGCCACAGGCAGUACUUCCUGAGUUUCCAAGACAUGUACCAGCGCAACCCGAAGCACAACACGAAGCGCAGGGUGAGAAGACGGCCGCGCUUUGUGUCCAUAACGGAGGUGGAGAAUAAGAUUGCACGGUAAACACUGGGAGGAGGAGGAGGAGGAAGGGGGGGGGGAAGCUGAGAAUUCUGGGAGUCGGAGUCCCUCUGGGUACGUCUCGGUUGCUUGGGGAAACGCUCACUCUCACUCUCUCUCUCUCACACACACACACACACCCUACACACACACACAGUCUGUAACACCUGCCUCAGUCCUUCCCUGGCAGUGACGUCGGAUCGUCUCACACGCACAGAUAUUUAUACAUGUAGAUGCUGACUGCUGUCAUCUCCUGAAGCUGAGAGGCCUGUUUGUGAGACAGAAGCGGAGGUCUAAUGAUUUUUUUUAAUGAAGUGAAAGCUGAUUUUUAGAAGAGGACAAGGCUGUUGUUUCGCCCAGUUAUACAGUACAAUGUAGACUCUUGCGUUUUUUUUAAUCCCUUAACGUCACUUUUGAUGUGUCAGACAAAUAAGUAUGUGCUGAACAAAGAUGAUGAACAACACAACGAUUUUGGCUGAGAGAGAUUAACACAAACACAGACAUUGGACCAUGACGCAACAUAAGUCUGUGUUAUUCAGCGAGAUCCAUAAAGGUUAUUUGCCAUUGGAAUGUGAUUGUAAUCGUUGUUUCUGACAUGUUCUAGUGAACACAUAUUUAGUCAAGUCCGUAUUUCUCCUCGUACAUAUUUGGUUACUUGAUGAUGAGCUUGGAUUCCACUGGGGAGAAACAAUGGGUCAGAAACCGAAAAUAUAUAUUCUCAAUAAAUACAGUGACUACAGAUGUAAGAACUGAAUUAAAUUGCUAUGUGUGUUCUGAUCAGAAAACUAUCAGCAAGUAAUUGAAUUCAUUAUAAAGCUACUAUCUUUACCUCUGGAAAUUAACACAAACUCUUCAUGUUAUUCAGUUGUUAUUCAUAUUAUUUCGCUGAAUCUAUUAAGCUAACAACACAAAUAUACUGUAUGCUGUACCUUAAAUGUAGAUCAAAUAGAUUAAAUGUUGUAUCAGACAUAUUGUAUUAUAAUUGUAAUACUAUUUUAUAUACAACGGUUAUUGAGGUCAUAGUCGUAGCAGGAUUAAUAGGAAUCAGUGCUGUUAUUGUGCUUCUUUUUUUCCUCUACGAAGAACAGAGCAGCAGCUCAGCAAAAAAUCUUCACUAAGUGCUUGAGCUCUAAGAUACUGAUCCAGGGUCAGCUGCUAAGUGUGGCUAUACUCUAGCUGUGCUAGACACUGAUCCUGGGUCAGUGAGACGUGGUUGUGAGGUCACAAACACCAGUCGGCCCUGUGCUAGCGUGUCUUCAUGAAACCAAAAAAAAUGGGCGGAUCUAUUGCAUGCUCGACUCACAGAUUUGAACCAAUCAUUGUUCUUUUUUGUGGAGAGCGAAUUAAAAAAAACAUUUUGAUUAAGAACUCUGGCAAAAAGUUCCUAAAUUAGUUAAUAACAUUAGGUCUUUAAAUAUGUAAGGACAGGAACAGGCCAUUUAGGCCAAGUAGGCUCAUCAUUUGAUUGGUCUAGGAAAGUCAGUGAUUGACAGCUGUUUGUUGCUCCACCCACCCUCGCUGUGCUGCUUCUGUCCUCAAAUCCUUGCCCCCCCCAACCGUCGCCGUCCUGCUUCCCGUGCGGUUUAAAUUUUUAUUUUAAUUUGCUGAAAAUGCAUUUGACUGUGCAGACCUUUGUAAUGGACUCCAGGAAGGCAGCAAUAAACUGUGCUCCUCAA